Plutella xylostella (diamondback moth) is the source of this 3867-nucleotide messenger RNA. NCBI's taxonomy places the organism in Eukaryota, Metazoa, Arthropoda, Insecta, Lepidoptera, Plutellidae. The record is from RefSeq and is a predicted model, not a curated record.
AUGUCAAAUCUACCACCAUUGGACAACUUUGAUUGUGAUGGUGAUCCCUCUGGCGUAGGCCUAAAAUGGGAGAAAUGGAAGCGUGGGUUAAAUAUCUAUUUGGAGGCAGCCAAUAUCGAUAAACCAGAGAAGAAACGAGCUACGCUACUACACAUGGGUGGUCUCUCUUUACAAGAGAUAUAUUACAACGUACCUGGCGCCCAUGUAGAGAGCAACGAAGACCCAAACACCGAUAUCUACCAGAUUGCCGUAAGCAAACUAGAUGAAUAUUUCGCCCCCAAACAAAGUAGGGUCUACGAAAGGCAUGUUUUCAGACUGAUGAAACAAGAAGGAGGUGAAAAGUUCGAGAAAUUUCUCAUCAGAUUGCGCAAGCAAGCCGACCGAUGCAAGUUUGCUAACAAGGAUGAAAGCCUUAUCGACCAAAUUACCGAAAAAUGUGCGUCGGUUGAGUUGAGAAAGAAAAUACUGCAAGUCGGUGAUAGUGUCACACUUGAUUCCAUUAUCCAUGACGCCAACACUCUUGAAAGCGUCUCUCGUCAACUGGAUGAAUUUGGCAACAAGAAUUCUGAGGUAACAAUUAACAAAAUCCAUGCAAGGAAAAGUACCUUCAACCAUUCUGCUUCUGGGAGGAGCAAUGACAAAAGGAGAUGCAUUCGAUGUGGCAACGAUCACCUUGGAAAGUCAUGUCCAGCCAUAGGAGUGAAAUGUAAUAAAUGCGGAAAAAAGGGCCACUACGCGAAGUGUUGCUUGUCAGGAAAACCUUUCAAGCGCAGUAACCCAGAUUCUCACAAAUUGAACGUGCCUGCAAAAAAAUCCCGUCAUUCGGAAACAAAUAACGAAGAGAUUGAUUAUGUGUUCCAUUUGGGUGACGACACAAACAUUAAAUGCAUUCUAGGGGGAAUAGAAGCAAACCUAUUGAUCGAUUCGGGAAGUAAGUGCAAUCUCAUUACGGACAAAACCUGGAAUCAACUGAAAAGCCAGAAAAUCAACGUGCACGACCAAGUGAAGUCACCAGACAAGGUAUUUCUGGCAUACGGCAGUAACCAACCACUGGUCGUCCUUGGGUCAUUCAAAACAACGAUCAGGAUUUAUGAUAAAAAUGAAGUAGCUACAUUCUUCGUGAUCAAAGAUGGCACCAAAGAUCUUCUUGGAAAAGUCACAGCAAUGGCACUUGGAGUAUUGCAUAUUGGAUUAAAAGUGCAGGAUGUGCUACACACAGCUGAAACAGCUAUACCGUUUCCAAAAUUUAAAAACGUGCUCAUUGAGAUUCCAAUCGAUACGACUGUCAAGCCAGUUGUCCAACCUUACAGGAGGGUUCCUAUACCCUUAGAACAAAAGAUAAAUGACAAAUUAAACCAUCUCGUACAAGCAGAGAUCAUAGAAAAGGUUGAAGAACCAUCCAAGUGGGUUUCACCUAUGGUACCGGUUCUCAAAGAGAACGGCGAAGUUCGAAUCUGCAUCGACAUGCGACGCGCAAAUACUGCAAUCGAUCGAGAAAACCAUCCUUUACCAACAAUGGAUCAGCUACUGCCAAAUUUCAGGAAAGCGAAACUCUUUUCUCGACUUGAUAUAAAGGAUGCUUUUCAUCAACUUGAGAUACAUCCAGAUUCGCGUUAUAUUACGACAUUCAUUACCAGUAAAGGACUGUUCAGAUACAAACGGCUCAUGUUCGGAAUUUCUUGUGCACCAGAGAUAUUCCAAAAGACUUUAGAACGGAUACUAGCUGGGUGUGAAGGAACAGUAAACUUCAUAGAUGAUAUUGUUAUUUUCGGAUCUGAUGACAUAGAACACGAUAAAAGACUUCAACAGACUCUGAAAGUCCUGGACGACAACGGUGUCUUACUAAACCAGAAGAAAUGUCUCUACAAGAUAAAGUCAAUUCAAUUCCUUGGACACACGCUCUCUCCAAAUGGUGUGAAACCUUUGGCCAAAUACGUGACGUCAAUACAAGAAUUCAGGGCACCUUCUACCUUAGAAGAGUUACAGAGCUUCUUGGGACUUGUUAACUUUGUGGGAAAGUGGAUAGCAAAUUUAGCAACAUUUACAGAACCCCUAAGGAAACUUCUGCGGCUAAAACUAGGUAAAAAUGCCAAUAUUACCAAUAUAUGGACCGAGGAACAGAACAAGGCUUUUAACGAACUGAAGUCGUGCCUGAGCAAUAUAAAGACCUUGGGAUACUAUGACCCAGCCGAUAAAACCCAAGUAAUUGCCGAUGCAAGUCCAGUGGGUCUCGGAGCAGUCCUCAUUCAAACUGACUCUAGUGGAAGCAGAAUCGUAGCCUACGGAAAUAAAAGUUUGAGUGAUUGUGAGAAACGAUAUUGUCAGACUGAGAAAGAAGCAUUAGCAUUGGUGUGGGCAGUUGAACAUUUCAACAUAUAUUUGUAUGGCAAGGAGUUUGAGCUAGUAAGCGAUCACAAACCUCUAGAAGUCAUAUUUGGCAAACACUCCAAACCGUGUGCUCGCAUCGAAAGAUGGGUUUUGCGACUUCAGUCGUAUAAAUAUAAAAUAAUAUACAAACCAGGGAAAAGUAACAUUGCAGAUCCUUUAUCCAGGUUAUGUGUCGGUAACAAGGAAGAAAAGUUCGACAUUACUAAUCAUGUAAAUCAGAUUGUCGAAUAUGCAAGACCUGUAGCAGUACCACUUAAGGAUAUCGAGAGAUUCUCUGAGAAUGAUGACGAGAUAACAAAAGUGAAACAAGGUUUAUAUCAACAAAGUUGGGAUCCUUCUGUAAGCAGUUUCAAAAUAUUUGAAACCGAACUUUGUUUCCAAGAUAAUGUAUUAUUGAGAGGUAAUAAGAUCGUUAUCCCAACAAAACUCCGUCAGCGAGUAUUGGAAGCUGCGCAUGAAGGACAUCCGGGUAUUGUGGCCAUGAAAAAUCGAUUACGCACGAAAGUUUGGUGGCCUAAAAUGGAUAAAGAAGCUGAACAAUUAGUAAAGCAUUGCAAAGGGUGUACUUUAGUAUCAGCUCCCAAUCCACCAAAUCCAAUGAAGAGACGAGAACUACCUGUAGAACCAUGGGUCGACAUAGCCAUGGACUUAAUGGGCCCCUUACCAUCCGGAGAAUAUAUUUUUGUGGUGAUUGAUUACUACAGUCGCUACAAGGAGGUCAAAACUUCAAGGAACAUCACUUCAGCUGAAAUAAUCAAAAUGCUAAAAGAGAUGUUUUCUAGGUUAGGGUUUCCUAGAAGCAUUACCGCAGAUAACGGAAAGCAAUUCACUAGUGAAGAAUUUAAGACUUACCUUCAGGAAUGUGGUAUCACCCUUUACAGCACCAUACCAUACUGGCCCCAGCAAAAUGGAGAAGUGGAGCGACAAAACCGGAGCAUUUUGAAAAGAAUCAAAAUAAGCCAACUUGAGCGGAGAAAUUGGAAGGAAGAACUUUUUAACUACUUAAUGAUGUACAACAGUACACCUAACACAACAACGGGUAAGACACCAUCUGAACUCUUUUACAGAAGACAAUUUAGAGACAAAAUACCUUGCGUGGCUGACAUAGCGAACAAGCAAAGUAUAGACGACUCGGAAGUUAGAGAUAAGGAUAAAAAGCAAAAAGAACUUGGCAGAAUCUACAGUGACCAUAAAAGGAAAGCGACAGAACACACAUUGGCGGAAGGUGAUAAGGUGUAUGUCAAAACCCUGGUAAAAGAAAACAAACUAACACCUAAUUUUUCCCCAGCUUCUCACACUGUAACUAGGGCAAAGAGUAAUACCGGUGAUGUUGAAAUACGUAAUGACUUAACAGGUCAGCAAUACCGAAGGAAUGUAGUACAUUUGAAAAAGGUAGAGGGACAGUGGAAGAGUGUGAAUAGAGAUGAAAACGAUACCAUUAAUGAAGAAGUAGAUGAAGAAAAAGCAAUGAAUAAAUAA